GCAGGCGGGCCGGGCCCGCGGCGGCGAUGGCCUCGGCGGCGGUGGAGGACUUCGUGGCCAAGCAGUUGUCCCUGCUGAGCCUCGAGAGGGACGCGGAGCUGCAGGAGCGCAGGGCCUGGCAGGAGAACAGCUCUCUGAAGGAGCUCCAGAGCAGGGGCGUGUGUCUGCUAAAGCUGCAGCUGGCCAGCCAGCGCACGGGGCUGUAUGGACAGCUUCUGGUCACCUUCGAGCCGGGGCGAGGCGGGUCUGCCACAGGCCUUCCCAGCAACAGCUUCUCUUCCGGCGAUAUCGUGGGCCUGUACGGUUCUGGGAACCAGGAUGGUCAGCUUGCCACCGGGGUCCUGACUCGAGUCACCCAGAGGUCAGUCACGGUGGCCUUUGAUGAGUCUCAUGACUUCCAGUUGAACCUGGACCCUGAAGCUUCCUACAGGUUGCUAAAGCUUGCCAACGACGUCACUUACAAGCGACUCAAGAAUGCGCUGCUCUUCCUGAAGAAGUACCACUCCGGGCCCGCGUCCUCGCUCAUAGAGGUCCUGUUCGGUGGAGCUGCUCCCAGUCCUGCCAGUGAAACAUCCCCGCUGACGUUCUACAACCCCGCCCUGGACGCCUCCCAGAAGGAAGCUGUGUCCUUUGCCUUGGCCCAGAAAGAACUCGCCAUCAUCCACGGACCUCCUGGCACUGGGAAAACCACAACCGUGGUGGAAAUAAUCCUCCAAGUGGUGAAGCAGGGGUCGAAGGUACUAUGCUGUGCACCCUCCAACAUCGCCGUGGACAACCUGGUGGAGAGGCUGGCCGGCCGCAGGCUGCGUGUCCUGCGCCUCGGCCACCCCGCCCGCCUGCUGGAGUCCGUGCAGCAGCACUGUCUGGACGCCGUGCUGGCGCGCAGUGACAGUGCCCAGGUUGUCGCCGACAUCAGGAGGGACAUGGACCAGAUCUUCCUGAAAAACAAAAAGGCACAUGAUAAGAGAGAGAAAAGUAAUUUCCGCAAUGAAAUGAAGUUACUAAGAAAAGAGCUGAAGGAAAGGGAAGAAGCGGCCAUGGUGGAAGGCCUCGCAGCGGCUGACGUGGUGCUGGCAACCAACACGGGUGCCUCUCCCGACGGCCCCCUGAAGCUGCUGCCCGAGGGCCACUUUGACGUGGUGGUCAUUGACGAGUGUGCCCAGGCCCUGGAGGCCAGCUGCUGGAUCCCUCUGCUGAAGGCCAGGAGGUGCAUCCUGGCCGGAGACCACAGGCAGCUGCCGCCCACCACGGCCUCUCACAAGGCAGCGCUGGCGGGGCUGUCGCUCAGCUUGAUGGAGCGCCUGGCCCAGGAGCGUGGCCCCGAUGUGGUGCGGAUGCUCACGGUGCAGUACCGCAUGCACCAGGCCAUCAUGCGCUGGGCCUCCGAGGCCAUGUACCAUGGGCAGCUCACAGCCCACUCCUCCGUGGCGGGACAUCUCCUGAGGGACCUCCCCGGCGUGGCUGACACGGAGGAGACCAGCAUCCCCCUGCUGCUCGUGGACACGGCCGGCUGUGGCCUAUUUGAACUGGAGGAAGAUGACAACCAGUCCAGGGGGAACCCAGGCGAAGUCCGCCUUGUCACUUUGCACAUCCAGGCUCUGGUGGCCGCUGGUGUCCACGCAGGAGACAUCGCUGUCAUCGCGCCCUACAACCUUCAGGUGGAGCUGCUCCGACAGAGCCUGGCGCACCAGUACCCCGAGCUGGAAAUCAAGUCCGUGGACGGCUUCCAGGGCCGAGAGAAGGAGGCUGUGAUCCUCUCCUUCGUCAGGUCCAACCGGAGAGGCGAAGUUGGUUUUCUGGCUGAGGACCGGCGGAUCAAUGUCGCGGUCACCCGUGCACGGCGCCAUGUGGCGAUUGUCUGUGACUCCCGCACCGUGAACAACCACGCUUUUCUAAAGACACUGGUGGAGUAUUUCACAGAGCACGGGGAAGUGCGCACCGCCUUCGAGUACCUGGAGGACAUCAUCCCUGAGAACUAUGCCCACGAGGGCUCCCAGGGUCCCCGCCGAGCCGCUGCCCGGCCCCGGGGCCCUGCGUUCCUCAGCAUGCCUGCGAGUACGCAGGCCCCGCGCGGCCCGGAGGCCAAGGCCGUGCCCCAGGGGGAGCCCAGGAAGCCCCGCACGAGGCCCCCGCAGCCACGCAGCGACGGGGGGCGCCCGGGUGGCACGGAGCACCUGCGGGCCAAGAUCACAGAGUUCCUGGACAGCAAGGAGACGCAGUUGCAGUUCCCCACAUCCCUCAGCUCCCAUGACAGGCUGCGCGUCCACCAGAUCGCCGAGGAGCUGGGGCUGUGCCAUGACAGCGCUGGGGAGGGGGCGGCGCGGUACGUCACCGUGAGCAAGAGGGGCGCCCCAGCCCCCACCCCAGUGCCCGUGGGCGAGCCCCGGGGGGAGCAGGGCAGACAGGACCAGCCAGCCAAGGAACAGCAGCCAGACAAGAAGGAGAAGCCAGACAAGCAGCAGCCAGACAAGAAGGAGCAGCCAGACAAGAAGGAGAAGCCAGACAAGCGACAGCCAGACAAGAAGGAGAAGCCAGACAAGCAGCAGCCAGACAAGAAGGAGCAGCCAGACAAGGAGCAGCCAGACAAGAAGCCCCAGAAGCUGCCCCAGAACAAGAAGAAGAAGACGAGGGAAGCAAAGGGACCCGCGGCCUCCGCUCUGCCCGCCGAGGAGGAUCUUGACGCCCUGCUGUCGGCCGUGACCAAGGCCGACAACACCUGCAGCUUCGCCAAGUGCGCGGCCAGCAUCGUGACCCUGGGCCAGCUCUGCCAGCUCUGCGGCCACCGCUACUGCCUCAGCCACCACCUGCCCGAGGUGGGUGACCGGAGGGAACCGGCGGAGCCGCUUCGGGUCCACGGCUGCGGCGAGAAGGCCCGCGCACACGCCCGCCAGAAACUCCGCCGGGAAGGGGUCCCCAGUGCAGGCAGCGGGGCCAGGGACAGGCCCCUGGACCCCGCCAGGAGGGCCCAGCUGCAGCGAAGGCUGGACCUGAGGCUGGGCGAGCUCAGCGGCCAGAGGACCAGUAAGAAGAAGGAGAAGGACAGGGGGACGUGAGCCGGCGUGUGCCCCGGAGGGCCACGGCCCAGGGCAGCGCCUGCAGCCAGCCCCCGGCCCAGAUGUGGGCAGCGCGGGCGCUGGGGUCUGUGGCCAUGGGGGACUGUGUGUCCAGUCCUGGGUCCUUCCCAGUACUGGCCAAGUUCCCUUGGAGCCAUGCCUGACCUCUCACUGCCAGAGUGACCACCCAACGCUGAGGAUGCAAGACCAGGAGCACCAGCCCCGCGCCGCUGUGGCCCCGGGCUGCUGUGGCCCCGCACUGCUGUAGCCGGCUGUCCGGCCAGGGCUGGCCUCUGUGCCGAGGCCAGGAUGCCAGAGAGCCACCAGAGCCACACAUCACCCACAGAGCCGGACCUCCAAAGUUUAUUUAAGAGAACCUCAAGGAAAUAAGU
Dipodomys spectabilis (banner-tailed kangaroo rat) is the source of this 3445-nucleotide messenger RNA. RefSeq names its product immunoglobulin mu DNA binding protein 2 (gene Ighmbp2). Bases 27 to 3053 code for a protein of 1008 amino acids. Lineage: Eukaryota; Metazoa; Chordata; Mammalia; Rodentia; Heteromyidae. The record is from RefSeq and is a predicted model, not a curated record. The transcript has 15 exons. Gene Ontology annotation, molecular function: DNA binding; 5'-3' DNA helicase activity; zinc ion binding.